AAGAAGAAGGAAGUGUAGAGUGGUUUAUUAAUAUUCAUGAGAUACAGUAGGAUUAGUGAAGGUCUCUUGUGCAUUAUGAUUUAUCUUCAUGGCAGCUUGUUUAGGUAGAAAAUGCGUCGCUAUAUUCGCGCGUUGCUCGUUUGCACGUUAUUCAUCUUCGGUUCGCUCUUGUACACAUUUAAUCAACUCGUGUCGUCGCUGGAGAGCGACAAUCAUCAGGCGCGAGCACACCGGACACGCGCAGCAGAUCCGGGGCCACGCGAGAGCAAUGACAGGUGUAAUUCAGGUUUGGUCACACAUUGGGACCCAUAUCAGAUGACGCCCUCUGCUGUUUGUGGACAGAAGUGCUUUAUGGAGACGGCUGUUAGGUACACGAUGGCUCCAGCGUUCGUGGGACAUCAGCGAUCAGAGCCCGUCAGACUGGCUGUAGUGACGUGUGGUUCCCGACUGAACGAAUCUCUUACUAUGCUAAAAUCUGCCGUCCUCUUCAGCUACACAAAUCUUCACUUUUAUAUUUUCGCAGAGGACGAGUUACACGCCGGCUUCAGACAGACGCUGGAGUCGUGGCCGCCGAAAUAUCGCUCCAAGUUUAACUACAGCAUUUAUCCCAUCACAUUCCCCAGUGAGAACGGCAGAGAGUGGAAGAAACUCUUUAAACCGUGUGCAUCGCAAAGACUUUUUCUUCCGCUGAUCCUGAAAGAAGUGGACUCUUUACUGUAUGUGGACACGGACAUCUUGUUCCUGCGGCCGGUGGAGGAUCUCUGGAAAUUUCUUUCAGGCUUUAACGGCAGUCACGUGGCUGCCAUGGCACCGGAGCACGAGGAGCCACGGAUCGGAUGGUACAAUCGUUUCGCUCGACACCCGUACUACGGCCGGACCGGAGUAAACUCAGGAGUCAUGCUGAUGAACCUGACACGAAUCAGAGCCAAACAUUUUAAGAAUGACAUGACAAGAGUGAAUCUGAAGUGGCAUGAGCUGUUGAUGCCUCUACUACACAAAUAUAAACUCAACAUCACCUGGGGUGACCAAGACCUGCUCAACAUCAUAUUUCACUAUAACCCAGAGAGUCUGUCGGUGUUCCCGUGUCAGUGGAAUUAUCGUCCGGAUCACUGUAUCUACGGCAGUAACUGUGUCGCCGCCGAACAACACGGCAUUUACAUUCUCCAUGGAAACCGAGGUGUUUAUCACGACGAUAAGCAGCCGGUAUUCAGAGCCGUAUAUGAUGUCAUUCAGAAGUAUCCGUUUGGAGGAGAUGCAGUCCACGGUUUACUUCUCCCGCUGGAGGAAAAGUUAAAGGACGGUGAGCACACGUACUGCGGGAGAGUCCGGCACAUCUUCACCAAACAAUUACAAGAAAGUGUCAAAGGAUUACAGCGAGAUCGAGAGAAAACAAGAUGAGUUUUAAAAACCAAAUCCAUCAGAAACUGACAAUCAUUCAUCAUAAUCUUACUUGUAAACACUGAGAUCUGUUGAAUAUCUUCUACCUCAUGAUAUCAGUGAUCAGCGUUCAGUUUUAAUCACGAGCUUUGACAGAAUUGACUUUAGUGUUGUGUAUGAAGAGAUAUGAGACUACAAACACACACGUGUCCUAAACAAAUACAUCUCUCACGUUACUGUUGUUCAAAGAUUUACAGUUUAUCUCCUCGGGGUAAACGGAUGAAAAGUAUUGAUGACUACACAGAUUAGUGUCUAAUGAAAGUCUCUUCAGGUGUCAUCAGCACUAAACCUGCUGACUGUUUCCUAAUAGACACAUUAACUCAGAAAGCAACUAACUAGCUGUAUAAAAUAAUACACAAACACAUGACUGUGAACUGAAUCAAUGAGGUUUUAUUGUGCCAUUGCAGGGAAUUUAAAAAUGAAAUGCUCUCAUCACUUUAUUGUGUCACUCACGUCUGGAUAGGAUGAAAUGUGACGGGUACAGAUGGUAAUAUAUGUGUAAAUUACAUUGAGUAUAUAUAUUUAAUAUAAAAAUACAGAUUUUAAGAUCAAAUUACAAUUAGUAAAGAACAAAUCUUUGAGUCUUAAAUGUUGAAUAUUAUAAUAAUAGGGUUGUCAUGUUCCUGAGAGGUUAAAGGACAAACUCUCUUCAUGCAGGUAAUACAUUACACAUUAUACAGUCACGUGUUCAUAUACUAUAUGUUUAUUACACUGAUAUUUCUAUAUGUAACAUUCUUACAGUGCUACAUAUUAUUUCUUAAAUUAUUAAAUGAGAGUAUCGCCACAUUUUAUAAAAUGUGAAAAUGUGUUAGUGACCCAGAAUAAUAAUUUUUUAUUCAUUAUAUUUUUAUCAUCAUUGUGUCUCAAAAAUACAACAACAUUUUUGUAUCAUCAACAUUGAAAUAACUUCAGUGUAUUUUUGAAAU
Paramisgurnus dabryanus is the source of this 2363-nucleotide messenger RNA. RefSeq names its product glucoside xylosyltransferase 1a (gene gxylt1a). Gene Ontology annotation, biological process: protein O-linked glycosylation via N-acetylgalactosamine. Lineage: Eukaryota; Metazoa; Chordata; Actinopteri; Cypriniformes; Cobitidae. Gene Ontology annotation, molecular function: UDP-xylosyltransferase activity. The record is from RefSeq and is a predicted model, not a curated record.